This is a messenger RNA of Vitrella brassicaformis, 3889 nucleotides long. The record is from the annotation of a GenBank genome assembly. Lineage: Eukaryota; Vitrellaceae.
UCGCAACUCUCUCUCUCUCUCAUGCAAAAGACUGGCUACGCAGUCAACCACAUCGCUCCGUGGCAGUCAACUACGUGUCCCCUUCCUUCCCUGUCUGUGUAUCUAUCUAUCAUGUGUCUGUCCUCCUCCCCUCCCUCUUUGCUAAUCCAUCCGUCAACCCGCCAUCGAUCAUACAUACAUGCAUCUUGGCCCAUCUAGCUAUCACUCGCCCCCCUCCAUACAUCGUAUGGAUAUCAUUUCUGCGUAUGAAUCAAUCACCAGUCAUCCUCAGACUCGCUGGAUGAGGAACCGGCCACAGAUGAGUUAGCGGGGCUGCCAAAGUGGGGGCUGCUGCUGUCGCGGCGAAUCACCGUCACUGCCUGAGGCGGCCUGUCCGCAUCCCCGUCCUCUCCUGCUGCUGCUGCGUCAGGGCCGCCGCUCGGUGCUUGGUCAGCAUCGCCAGCCCCACCACCCGACGCACUGCCAGAUGUACCGCCCUCGCCCUCUUGCAUCGUGCCGGGCCGCUCUCCUGCUCGUGUCUCCACAUUGGUUUGCCCAUCUCGCCCAUCCCCCGUCCCCUCAGCGCCUCGGGAAUAAGUGGUGCUGGACAGAGGCGGCGCGUAAGGUCGCUCCGACAUGGAACCCCUCUCAUCAUCAGGUGAAGUGGGCGGUUCAGGGUUUCUGUUGCGGGAGCUGCGCGCUGGAGACAUCGGCCUCGGGCUGUACGAGCCACGCAGAGAGGGUGGUGGAUACGGAAGAUUGCAAGGCUCAAUGCGAGCUGCCUGCACUCUCCGCAUGUCAAGCCGUGGGACUGGGGGACGGUAUGGCUGCCUCACGGUUGGCGCGGGUCGAGCAGUAGGGGUCAACUGUCGACGCAUCUGAGCGACUUCGCGCCUCAUGCUGGCAGGGACACGAACAGCAGUAUCAGCAUGAGAAGGUCCUGGCGCGAAUUGGGGUCGGCCAGGGAUGGGCGGUGGGGGCGUCGAAAUACGUGGACCACUUGUACUGGGAAGUGGUGCUGGUCGUGGUCGUGGAGACACGCUGCGAGAACGAUCACGCGAGGGAGAGACGAGCUGGGGAGGGGGCGGGUCGUCUGUGGUGCCUUCCCUCCGGUCUCGGGCGACCUGUCGCCGCUGAACCUGCUCUUGGCGGUACUGGCGGGCGUCCUGGACAAUUUGGUGCCGACAGUGCUCCCACCGCUGUCGGAGUGCGGCAAGACGGCGCUGAAGGGCCGGCGUGUCAAGGCCGUCGAUCUCCCUCAUGAUCUGGUGAAGCUCGCCAAGGAGCUGGACAGAUGGACAAGCAGAAAAGCCAUACACGCAUACACACAUAUGUGUGAGUGCAACGACGAUGCUGUCUACAUACUCACCUCUGGCGGCAGUGUGUAUGAUUGCUCAGACGAUGCUGUCUCCCCGCUCACCUCGGGCGGCCUGUGUUGCCUGUUCUGUGCAGGUCGGCGAAAAGUCCUGGCCGGCCCCUCAUUCGUCGACUGAGUAGUAGGAGACUCAGAUGGACGGUCACCACGAGCGAAGUGGGGGUGCUGCAUGCACGCAUCCACACAACAAUGGAGGCAGGGGACACAUCAGAAACGUCCAAGUGUCCCCCUGAGCACCCUGAGCACAUCGAGGUUAGCUACCGCCAUGAGAAACCCGUUUCGCCAGCUUUCCCACAUUGCUCCGUGGCCAGGAGGGGGCACACCACGCUGCUGCUGCUGUGGCUGCGGUGGGUGGAAGUCGGAAAGUGUCUGGUUGCAAAGCGGACAGCGAGCUGUUGCCUUCAACCAAUCAUCAAUGCAGUACACUGACGAACGAAAGGAGAAAACAAGGAGAGAGACCACAUCACAUGUGGGUACCGUGCAGCAAGGCAGGCAGUCUUCCCGUACGUGUCAUUUGCUUACCGUGAUAAUAUUUCCGACAACAGAGGAGGCGCCGUACGAUCGAUCCAAUGUGAAACCCUUGCUGACAUAUCACACACAGCUGCACACCCACACACACAGUAAGACACAUACAGACCUCCUCUUGAGCUCAUGUAUGUAUUCAUUCACCACUUACAUCAUCCUGCCCGCCCUUGCCCUUGAGUAUGGCUCCAUCAUCGUUGGCAGCGGAUGACGACGCCGAAGAUGACGGCUGGGGGCCGGCCGCAUCCUCUCGGGGACUGUACAGGGCCGUUGGGUGCUUUUCCUUGGGAUACUUUUUCUUCUCCUUGUCUUUCUCCUUCUCCUUCUCCUUGUUUUUCUUCUUGUCGUCCACCAGUCGCGUGUCCCUCUCCUCACAGAUGUCGCCCUCACCACGAUACAGCCCCAGACGCGACACACGCAGCAGACAGCUGAUGCACAAUACACACAGAGCAAGAGGGGGAAUGGUGUUUGUAUUGGUUACGACUUCCUUCCUCUGCCGCCUUUGCCUACUCGAGUGUCAUAGGUGGGGCUGGAUCGAAUGGUGCGCCCCUUCCCCUUCCUCCUGUGCGGAUGCCGACACCUGAUUCGAUCAUCGCGCCAUUCUCACGGCCACGACCCCUCUCAACACGACCAGGGAACGGCAGGCCGGUUCGUUGACCAAAGUGGGGCGGGACAGGCUGGGAGGGAACAUUGGCACGAGAUACCACGAGAGAGGGCCGUGGGGCCUGCGGUGGGGGAGGCGGCGGAUGGGUAGGGGGAGGCGGACGGUUGGGCAUGUUGGGCAUGUUCAUCUGCUGCCCAUGAUAAGUCCCCCUGCCUGCAGCUCUUCCCCUGCCCGCCCCACCCUGCCGCUGCCCCUGCACAUCCUCUAUGUCUUCCCUCAGCAUCCGGCGCAUGAGGGCCACACUCGCCCUGUCGACACCACCAAGCCUCUCCAGGUCGGCCAGCCCGGAAGCCUGCCGCUCCUGCAGAUUGGACGGCUCGUCAUCGGCACCAGAUGGUCCAGGACGCGGAUUGAGCCACCCCUCACCAUCACCAUCACCAUCGUCAAUGGGGUACGCGAAAUCGUUCGGCCCUUGGCCGAAAGAUUCGCCUCGUGCAGACAGCGGCCUCUGGGCUCUCUCAGCAUCAGAAGCCACAGAACGGGGAGUCCCCCAGUCGGGUGUGUUGGACUGCUCAGGCUCUCGCACCACCCGGAACCGGCGAGGCACCUGGGGCUCCUGGGCUCCUGAUUCGUUGCCAUCGUUGUUUCUUGCUGGCCGUGAGAGGAACGCCACCCGUGGCACAUUGUUGGCCCGGUCUGCUGAUGUGCGGGGGUCGAACAGGGCGGCGCUUUCGAGCGGUCGCGUGUUGGGGCCUUCGAUGACGGCGGCAGAUGAGCUGGCAGCAGAAGACACAGAGUAUUGCUCAGGGAGAAUGCUGCCAGAUGAGUCCUCCCCUGCUGGGCUGGCGAGAGGGUUGCGAAGGAUGGAGCGGAGGGGCCGCUCCUCCCCUCUCCCGCCGCGCCCUGCCAUUCUGUUGUUGCGGUCGUCAUCGUCUGCUGGCCGUGGCUCUGCCAGGUGCAGCCGAGCCCCUUCUGCACUGCGGCCUCUGCCUGCCGGGGGCCUGCGCUGCUGCUGCUGCUGCUGCUGCGAUGAUUGCUGUGGAGGCUUGACACGGUCAGGCGCCAGGCCAGUGCGGAGGUACCGUGAGGGGGCCGGUGUCUUAGCUGAAGGGUCGGUUCUUCGUUGCUGCGGUGGUUCAACAUCCAUAAGAGAGUGCGAGGGCGUUGCGAGGCGGUCUCGCGGCGUCAUGGGCUCAGGGCAAGGCUCUGGGCGGGAAGGGGCAGCCGACUGGGCACGGGAAGAAGGAUCUUGAGUAGGUCGUUGAGUAGAAGAGUGGCCAUCCAUCCGGUGCAGCGCCCUUAGCGCCGGGCCCCUCAUUUUUGCAAUUGCGAUACGGGAUGGAUGACAAGGGCUAACUUCGUCGUCUACAUGAGUGACAGUUCAAGACGCCCUGGCCUAAGCAGAGCAC